Messenger RNA from Phyllotreta striolata, 2395 nucleotides. The record is from the annotation of a GenBank genome assembly. NCBI's taxonomy places the organism in Eukaryota, Metazoa, Arthropoda, Insecta, Coleoptera, Chrysomelidae.
GUCACUAUAAGUCAAAGUCAUUGAUUUUGGUUAUGGCUGUGUUAAAAUUUUCUGCUUUUCCAAUUGAUUUAGCUAAUUAAUUAAAAAUGAAACACUAUAAUCCGUUAAAGGGAUAAUAAAAACCAACACGUCUUCUCUACGAAGCUGUAAAAAUGCCGCAAGUACGGUGUCCCGCAAUAAACAGUCAAUGUCGAAAUGAACACUAAACAUUAGUAAGAUAUGAUGGGCAACACUGAAAAGUACGUUACAAUUUCCCUGGCGGCGUUUUUGUGUUACUGUAACACCCUUUAUGGGUCUUUCGUGUUCGAUGAUAAUGAAGCCAUUUUAAAAAACAAAGACGUGCUGCCUCACACUCCUCUGAUGAAUAUUUUUAAAAACGACUUUUGGGGAACCGACAUCACUCUAAACAGCAGCCACAAGUCUUACAGGCCUCUUACCAUAUUAUCCUACAGGCUGAACGUAUUGUACAUGAAGGAUAAAUUGGACGCGUUUCAAUUCCACGCGACUAAUAUAGUGUUAUAUGGGCUUCUCUGUCUGUUAACCGUGCCAGUUUUCGAAUUGUUUUUGAAGAAAUCAAAGUACGCAACGAACGUCCAUGAGGUUGCAUUCCUGUCGAGUUUACUAUUUACCGUACACCCUGUACAUUCCGAAGCUGUCGCCGGAUUGGUCGGUCGAGCCGACAUCCUAAGCUCCGUGUUAUUUUGUGUGAUAAUUUUGCUGUACCACAAAGUCCGAAGCAGGAAGAUCGAGGGAACCAUCUUGUGGUUUUUGUUGAUUAUUUUCCUAACGACUAGUGCAGUUUUUUGUAAGGAGUCGGCCAUUACUGUGUUGGGUUUGUUGAUUUGUUACGAUGUGUAUAGGGAGAAACGAAAGUCUCUGUCGUGGAGAGACGUGCCCAAUUUCCAGUUAAUGUUAAGAUGCGCCAUAUUGGCCAUUAUAGGUUUAGUAAUAAUGUAUUAUCGUUUGAAGAUAAUGAAUUUCGAAGGCCCGAUUUUCACGGAAAAUGAUAAUCCUGCUGCUCAUGCUCAACGUUUAUUGACAAGAGUAUUUACAUACAACUACAUCUAUUUUUUAAAUUUUUUACUGCUGUUGUGGCCGGAGUGGUUGUGUUUCGACUGGUCAAUGGGCUGCAUACCACUGUUAAAUUCGAUUAGCGAUGUUCGUGUAAUUAUUGUUGUGGUAUUUUGGUGUCUAACAUUGAUCGGAUUGUAUUCUAUACUCAAACAAAAUUACAAAAACCAAGUCUUAGACGCGAGGUUUAUGGGAAUAUGUUUAUUGGUGUUGCCGUUUCUACCAGCAUCGAAUAUGUUAUUCACCGUGGGUUUCGUCAUAGCCGAGAGGACUCUGUUGGUACCGAGUGCUGGGUUUUGUUUACUAGUCGUUAUUGGUUAUAGAAAAUUUCUGAGAUAUACAGACAAUAAUAAAAUUUGUUUCUACUUCUUCUACAGUCUCAUUCUGGUGUUUGUGAUGCGGACUUUUCUAAGGAACAUGAAUUGGCUCAGCGAGGAAAGGUUGUUUUUCUCCGCAUUGGACGUGUGCCCUUUGAACGCCAAAGUGCAUUACAACAUUGCGAAAAUUGCGGCGGAUAACAACAACAAGCAUUUAGCUGCAGAGGAAUACCAAAGAGCCAUCGAACUGAAUCCCAACUACGAGCAGGCGAUGAACAAUUACGCGAAUUUGUUGAGGGAGAAUAAGAAGUUCGGAGAAGCGGAAGUUUUGCUGAGAAAGGCUUUACAAAUAAGACCGAAUUUUGCGGCAGCUUGGAUGAAUUUGGGCAUAGUAUUGACGAAUUUAAAUCGUUCCGAAGAAGCAGAACAUUGUUACAAAACCGCCAUAACGCAUAGAAAGAAAUACCCGGACUGCUACUACAACUUGGGGAAUUUGUAUUUGGAUUUGAAACGCAACGAAGAAGCUUUGAAAGCGUGGGAGCUGGCCGUUUUGUACAGACCGUCUCACGUGGCUGCUUGGAGCAACACUUUAGUGUUACUGGACAGUAUGAAAAAAUACGACGAAGUAUUGCAGCUGGGCCGGACCGCUUUGAUACACAAUCCCAAGGCGCCCGCGUUGCAUUUCAGCUUCGCCAACACCUUGGGCAAGUUGCGGCACUUCGACAAGGCCGAAGGGCAUUUCCUCCAAGCGAUUAGCCUGAACCCUACGAACGGUUUGUAUUAUUCCAAUUUGGGCGUGCUGUAUCACAGGUGGAACAAAAUCGAUAAAGCUCGGCAAAUGUACAAGAAAGCGUUGGAAAUCGAUCCGAAUCUCAAAUCGGCCGAGUUGAAUCUUAAAAAGUUGAUAUCGAAAGCUCAAGAUUACUAAUAAUUUAUGUUCGAAAUAAUUUGUGAUGUAAUUAAAAUGAUUCGAUGUGAAGAUGUAUCUACAGGAAGUAAUGACGAAC